CCUGGCAGAAACGAGUGGCAACUGGCAGAACCGCGCCGGGCUCUCUCUGCCGGGCAAUUCGCCAAGUGUGGCCCUGAGCGCAGCGGCCUCACGUCCACUUCCCGGCCCGAGGCAGACUUCCCAAGUUCUGCUGCCGGUGGCUGAGCAAGGGGCAGGACGGCGCCCGCUCCCAGUCGCUCUGAACUGGCAUUCUCGCCCCCAAACCUGUUCUGACGCUGUUCCCCGAACGCUGCGACUCCCGGCGGCCCCAGCCCAGUGGGAGAGGCGGCCAUGAGGUUGGCAGGUCCCCUCCGCAUUGUGGCCUUGAUCCUCACCGUUGGCCUCACCUGGAUUGUGAUCAGCACCCUCCUGGGCGGGCCAGGCAGCGCCUUUUCACGAAUCCCGCAGCUCUUUGCCAGCCCAGAGAACUCCGUGACAGCAGAGCCGCGGGCCAGGAAGUACAAGUGUGGGCUGCCCCAACCAUGCCCCGAGGAGCACCUGGCCUUCCGCAUGGUCAGUGGGGCGGCCAAUGUCAUCGGGCCCAAGAUCUGCCUUGAGGACAAGAUGCUCAUGAGCAGUGUCAAAGACAACGUUGGCCGUGGGCUGAACAUCGCCCUGGUGAAUGGGGUCAGCGGGGAACUCAUUGAGGCCAGGGCCUUCGACAUGUGGGCCGGAGAUGUCAACGACCUGCUGAAGUUCAUCCGACCGUUGCACGAAGGCACGUUGGUGUUUGUGGCUUCCUAUGACGACCCGGCUACCAAGAUGAACGAGGAGACCAGGAGGCUGUUCAGUGAGCUUGGCAGCCGCAACGCCAAAGAGCUAGCCUUCCGAGACAGCUGGGUCUUCGUGGGGGCCAAGGGCGUGCAAGACAAGAGCCCCUUCGAGCAGCAUGUGAAGAACAGCAAGCACACCAACAAGUACGAGGGCUGGCCUGAGGCACUGGAGAUGGAAGGCUGCGUCCCGAGAAGGAGCACAGUCAGCUAGCGGGCCCCUCCUGGCGAGGGCGUGCUUGCCACACACGCUGGGCUCUGUGGUGGUCACUCACUGAAGCGUGGCCUUGAGGUGGUGGUGGGCGGGUUGCUGGACUGGCCCCACCACACUCUGUCACAUGACCUCAGGUACCCAAGUCCUUCUUGUCCUAAAGCUGCUCCUCACAGGGACACACACACCUGCUGUCGCCAAGGAACAGCAUCACAUCCUGCCGGGCAUCUUCACUGGCUCCCUUUCUUCAGGGGCAACCCGCUUCACUGUGAUGCCCUGUGGCAGCGAGUGGCCACUUCCUUGGUCUGGGGGCACUGUCUGCAAGAUGGCCUCGGAAUAAACGGAUGGCUCCAAGUGGA
This is a messenger RNA of Echinops telfairi (small Madagascar hedgehog), 1319 nucleotides long. It is a transcript of the gene FAM3A, whose product is annotated as FAM3 metabolism regulating signaling molecule A. Bases 271 to 963 code for a protein of 230 amino acids. The transcript is spliced from 9 exons. NCBI's taxonomy places the organism in Eukaryota, Metazoa, Chordata, Mammalia, Afrosoricida, Tenrecidae. The record is from RefSeq and is a predicted model, not a curated record.